Molecule: messenger RNA, 2530 nt
Organism: Austrofundulus limnaeus
Lineage: Eukaryota; Metazoa; Chordata; Actinopteri; Cyprinodontiformes; Rivulidae
Gene: wnt4
Product: wingless-type MMTV integration site family, member 4
Biological process (GO): multicellular organism development; cell fate commitment; canonical Wnt signaling pathway
Cellular component (GO): extracellular region
Molecular function (GO): frizzled binding; cytokine activity
Source: RefSeq, a predicted model, not a curated record
GUGUGUGUUUGGUACCUGGCAAAGCUGUCAUCUGUGGGGAGCAUCAGAGACGAGGAGACGUGUGAACGUUUACGAGGCCUCAUUCAGAAACAGGUUCAGAUCUGUAAGCGCAGUGUGGAGGUGAUGGACGCAGUCCGUCGUGGAGCACAGCUGGCUAUAGACGAGUGUCAGUUUCAGUUUCGUAAUCGUCGAUGGAACUGCUCCACUUUAGAAACGAUGCCUGUGUUUGGCAAAGUGGUGACUCAUGGCACCCGGGAGGCAGCCUUUGUGUAUGCCAUCUCAGCAGCCAGUGUGGCUUUCGCGGUCACAAGAGCCUGCAGCAGUGGAGAGCUGGAAAAAUGUGGCUGUGACCACAACGUACAUGGAGUCAGUCCAGAGGGGUUCCAGUGGUCUGGCUGCAGUGAUAACAUUGCAUAUGGAGUUGCCUUCUCUCAGUCUUUUGUGGAUGUAAGAGAAAGAAGUAAGGGCCAGUCAUCCAGUCGUGCACUCAUGAACCUGCACAACAAUGAGGCUGGAAGAAAGGCCAUCCUGUCCCACAUGCGAGUGGAGUGCAAAUGUCACGGUGUGUCAGGUUCCUGUGAAGUUAAGACCUGCUGGAAGGCCAUGCCACCAUUCUGCAAGGUGGGCAACAUCAUUAAGGAGAAGUUUGACGGAGCCACUGAAGUGGAGCAGCGCAAGGUGGGCUCCACAAAAGUCCUGGUUCCUCGUAACUCCCAGUUCAAGCCUCAUACGGACGAAGACCUGGUCUAUCUGGACCCCAGUCCAGAUUUCUGUGACUACGACCCUCGUACACCCGGUAUGCUGGGCACCGUGGGCCGUCAGUGCAACAGAACCUCCAAGGCCAUUGACGGCUGUGAGCUCAUGUGCUGUGGGCGUGGCUUCCAGACACAGGAAGUGGAGGUGGUAGACAGGUGUAGCUGUAAGUUCCACUGGUGUUGUUACGUGAAAUGCAAACAGUGCCGCAAGAUGGUGGAGAUUCAUACAUGCCGGUGAUGCAGGAGGGGGAACACAGACACCCACCUCCCCCCCAGUUAUGAGCCAAAGGGAACAAAGAGGUCUCCCUCUCCUGCUGUAAAACCACCUUCCUGCUGGUCCACAGACCCUAACUGCAGGGCUGAGAGGUCUAAGGUCACCCUGAACAUUUUAUGCCACUGUACUGGAUAUCUUCCUGCUUGCUUCAUGUUUGGUUUGUUAUUGACGCCUGCUUUUUGUGAUGUUUAACUUAUUUGUUGAGGCUGAGGAGAGGGGGAGGGGGGUGGGGGUCUGGUCCUUAUCCCUGCUGUUGCUUUGGGGAAUCACCAGGAGUUGGAUGUGAAAAGGACAGUGUCUGAGGAUGGACUGAUGUUUCCCUCUGAACUGCCCUGAAGCUGCUGCCCUCACACACGCUAACUGUGACAACAAUGACACRCAAGAAAAAGCCCCCCGUCGUCCCCUUCCCUUCUAUUCUGUAGACCUGAGUGACCUGCAGGUGACGGCAUCACCUGAACCCUCCUGUCAGAACACUUACCAGGUGGAUUUAAAGUGAUUCUUUCUUUUUUCAGAACAUCAAGCAGUGCAGACGAAAGUAUUCACCCCUUCAUGUUUCAUGUCUUUAUUGCCAUGUUUAAUAUAAUUUGAACUUUUGACAACAACAACAACAACAAAAAGAUUUUUAAUGACAAAGAAAAGUCUAAUUGCUACAAAAGGUUUUGUAAAUAAGUGGUGAUUCCAUUGUCUCAGGAAUAAUCAGCUGUGGUUGUAAGCUGGUUCCUGACCCUUUAAAAUGACCUUUCCUAAUCUAACUCAGAGAACAGAUUAUUGAGAAGAGCAAGUCAGGAUUACUUUAAACUUUAUUUCAAGAUGGUGUGAAUGUGUUAGACUCCAUCCGCUCUCCUUUGAGUUAAAUUAGGACAGUUGCUUUAAAGGGUGGGGUGAACAUUUAUGCAAACCCUAUUUCAUAUUUUUAACUAAUUGGUAGAAAAUAAAAUUGUGUUUGACUUUGAAGAAGUUUUUCUGUCAAAAAUGCCAGUUUAUACUGAUCAUGGUGGAUUUAUGACAUAAACAUAAACCCAUCCACGGGGUGAAUACUUUUUAUCAACACUGUAAAGUAAUAAUCUUGUUUGCCUUUUUGGAGUGCUGUUGAUAUUGAUUGCCAUCUGUCACAUGUUUGUUUCGUGCAAACACUCAGUAACAUGCAUGAACUGUCACAAUGUAAAGAAAUAUUCCCAACAAAGGAGGCUUAUAAAGCAUGUUUAUCAAGCAUGAUGACUGAAGCACUUUGUCUCCACGUGCACAUAGAGCCCUCACCACACAGUACCAGACACCAAACUACAUCCUGGAGCCAGUCUGUCCUCGUCCCCCACAGAGAAGACAACACAGAGCUGUCCAUGCCACUGGCAGGACUUCUGUUCUUCUACAUCUAUCAGAAAAGCAAGCUUUUCUACAACAUGUUAUUAUCAGAGAAAUGUCAAGACCUGUACACUGAAGAAGAUUAUACUGCCAAUGAAUGUGUAAUGGUGUGUAAUGUGUAAUAUAUUGUAUAAUGUCAAAA